This is a messenger RNA of Komagataella phaffii GS115, 1485 nucleotides long. RefSeq names its product Glutathione synthetase. The record is from RefSeq and is a predicted model, not a curated record. Gene Ontology annotation, molecular function: glutathione synthase activity; glutathione binding; ATP binding. NCBI's taxonomy places the organism in Eukaryota, Fungi, Ascomycota, Pichiomycetes, Pichiales, Pichiaceae. Gene Ontology annotation, biological process: glutathione biosynthetic process. Bases 1 to 1485 code for a protein of 494 amino acids. Gene Ontology annotation, cellular component: cytosol. The transcript has a single exon.
AUGACUGCACCAAAACCUCUUCCUACGCUAAAUGAAGACCGCCAAUCUGAAUUGGUCAAUAAUCUGAGCCAUUGGGCGCUAGGAAAUGGUUUAGCGAUGUACCCCACCAAUUUUGAGCUUCAUAACACUGGCUAUGCACCAGUUACCCUUUUUCCAACACCAUUUCCAAGAGGACAAUUUGAGAAGGCAUUGGCCGUUCAGGAAGACUUUAAUGAGCUCUAUGCUCAGGUAGUCAAAAAUCAGGAAUGGCUGGGCUCAAUUCUGGAGGACUUAUCUCAAUUUGAUAGGGAUUUUACUGGUAAGUUAUGGGAAAUUUACAAGGAGGCCAAGAAGAUUGGAAUUGUUCAACCAGUCUCAUUGGGCUUGUUUCGAUCCGAUUACAUGGUGGAUACGUUAUCUGCUCCCUCAUUUGAUGGUAUAAAUGGAAAAAUCAAACAAAUUGAAUUCAACACUGUUAGUGUAUCCUUUGGGGGGUUAUCACCCAAGGUUGCCCAGCUUCACAGGUACUUAAAUGAGAAUGGUAAUUACCACAAUGAGGGUAAGCUUCAUUUUGAAGAUGAUGAGCUUCCAAAUUCUGAAUCGACAGUUUCUUUGGCCGAUGGUUUGGCAAAAGCUGCCGCGUAUUAUAAUACUAGUGAGUCUGUUGAGUCCUCUGUUGUGCUAGUGGUAGUGCAAAAUAAUGAACGAAACGUUUUUGACCAAAGGGCCCUUGAAUUCGAACUGUUAAAACGUCAUAAAGUUAGAUCUAUUCGAUUGCGCAUGGAAGAUAUAUCUGCAAGUAUUGAUAUUGAUGAGCAAACGAGAAGAAUUCGACUGAAAACGACGGGGGAAGAAGUUUCAGUUAUCUAUUAUCGUUCAGCUUAUGCACCAAGUGAUUUUAGUAACUUGCAAAACUGGCAGACAAGGCUGGAAUUGGAGGUGACCAAAGCUAUCAAAUGUCCAAGUGUUCUGACCCAGCUUAGCGGUUGUAAAAAAGUUCAACAAAUUCUAUCUACAAAAGAGGCAAUACAGCAGUUUCUACCUACAAAAAAUGACCAGGACCUGAGUACCUUAUGCGAUACAUUCGUCAAAUUGUACCCACUGGACAACUCUGAGCUUGGACAAAAGGCCAAGAAACUUGCUUUUGAAAAACCGGAGCAGUUUGUUUUGAAACCUCAGAGAGAAGGUGGAGGUAAUAACAUUUACAAAGAAAAUAUUGUUCCCUUUCUACAGAGUUUAAAUGAGAAAGAUUGGCAAGGCUAUAUACUCAUGGAACUGAUUCGCCCACCAGCCUCAAAGAAUAAGAUAAUACGUGAGGGGAAAAUAUAUGAGGAAGACAUUAUUAGUGAAUUGGGUGUGUUUGGAACAUUAUUGUUCAAUGAAAACUCGGGGCAAAUCCUUAGCAAUGAAGUUUCGGGUUGGCUAUUACGUUCCAAGUUCAGCUCCUCUAAUGAGGGAGGUGUUGCUGCUGGGUUUGGAUGUGUUGACAGUGUUUAUCUCUUCUAA